CAUCGGUGGAGGGAAAUUAGGUCAUCUUUCUUUUACAGAGCUUAACACUAAACGAAGAAGACGACUCACUUCAAUCCAAGUUCAAAGCAAAUCGUAAACGAAAUGGUAGGUUUCAUUCUUUCGCCGCACAAAGUCUCCGUUUGUGUCCUCCUCCAGAUGUACGCACCUCCCGCUCAAUCAUCUGUUCCCUUUCCAUUCUCCUCCGUCUCCAACCACAAUCGUCUCGGCUUGUUUCUAUUGUCACUCAUCAAGUCGCGCGAUGGUGUUUUCGAGCCGAGGUUAGAGGAACUUAUUGCACAAUUGAAGGAAAUUGGAGGUCAUCUUAAUGACUGGUUUUGUGAAAAUUUAACGCGGAGGCUUUUGUCAUUUUCGUCUCCUGAUGACUUGUUUAACUUCUUCAGUGAUAUGUUAGAUUUCCUUGGAGGAACAGAAUCAAGUGUGGAUGAUGAUCAAAUUAUAUUGGAUCCUAAUUGUGAACUUGGAUUAUUUCUUCGGCGUUGCAUACUUGAAUUUAAUAAGUUGUCGUUUGAGGGUGUGUGCCAUCUUAUAACAACUAUUACAACGUAUUGUAAAGAUGCACUUUCCGAGUGUGAGUUAUAUGAGUCCCCCCGAUUACAGGAUUCUCGUAUGGAUCAAGAUCUAUCAUCAGGAUAUGAGAACAUGGACUUGGAGAAAUUUUCUUUUGGAGAAGUUACUGCAGAAAUUGAAGAAAGAAAAAAAUCCAAUGAAAGAGGGCUAUUCCAUAGUCAUGCGCCUAAAGCACUUGGAGGAUGCCUUGAAGAUAGAAGUGAUUUAAAACCCUUUAAGGUCUCCUCUGACUUAAAAGUGAAACACAACCAUAAACAUACCGAAGAUCCUUUAGAUGCUAUAUCAAAGUGUAUGGGCUCUAGUGGAUACCAUUUACGCACAACCUUGCAGAUACAAGGAUACUUACGCGAGCAAGCUGACGCUAUUGAAAAGAAUGGUCGUUCCUUUCCUUUGGAAGAGUUUGAAUCCAUCUUGACCCAGUUGCAAAAGUUGGCCCCCGAGCUACAUCGGGUUCACUUCUUGCGGUACUUGAAUAGCCUUUAUAAUGAUGACUAUCCAUCUGCCUUGGAGAAUCUUCAUCGCUACUUUGAUUACAGUGCAGGGACCGAAGGACUAGAUGUCCCACUUUUGUCUGGAACUGAUCUUGGAAAAUAUGAAAUCGCUUUAUUGUUUUUGGGAAUGAUGCAUUUCCACUUUGGUCACCCUAGGCAAUCUUUGGAGGUAUUAACUGAAGCAGUCCGUGUUUGUCAACAUCAUGGUGAUGAUACCUGUUUGGCUUAUACGCUAGCGGCCAUUUGUAACCUUUUGGCUGAAUUUGGAAUCUCUGACACAUCUGGAAUUCUUGGAUCAUCAUAUUCGCCUGUAAUUAAUCUAGGUUCUCAUCUGGCCGUUCAGCAAAAAUUGUUGGUGCUUUUGAGACAAUCAAUAAAUAGAGCAGGAAAUCUGAAGUUAACGCGGCUAGUGGCCUGCAAUCAUACUGCUAUGGCAAAAUUUGAAUUAAUGCAUGUCCAAAGACCUUUACUCUCUUUUGGUCCAAAAUACUCCUUGAAAUGCAAAACAUGCCCCAUAAAUGUUUGCAAGGAACUGCGACAAACCCAUCAUCUGAUGAGUGACUUUAGCGGAGAAAAUUCUGGAAUGAUAAACGAUGUUUCUUCUAGUACCUAUUGGUUAAAAAAAUAUCGAAAGCCUUUUGAUUCACUAAUUUCCACCCAAGAAAAUGAAUCAGAGAUGAAACUAGAUGCUUUCAAUUUCUCUAUCCCACAAGAUUCUCUACCUAAGUCAGUGCUGCAAGUAGUUGGUUCUUCGUACCUAGUUCGAGCAACAGCAUGGGAAAUAUAUGGAAGUGCUCCUUUAGCUCGAAUAAAUGCGCUGGUCCAUACAACAUGCUUUGCUGAUUCAUCAAGCACUGCUGAUGCAGCAUCAGCAUAUGCAAAGCUUGUUCAACAUCUUUCCAUUUUUAAAGGUUACAAAGAAGCACUUGCUGCUCUAAGAAUUGCUGAAGAGAAGUUUUUGUCAGUCUCUAAGUCUCGAAUUUUGCUGCUCAAAUUGCAGUUGCUUCAUGAACAAGCUUUACACAGAGGGCAUCUAAAAUUAGCUCAACAGUUAUGUGACGAACUUGGAGUUCUGGCUUCUUCGGUGAAUGGUGUUGACAUGGAACUGAAGGUGGAAGCUAGGAUUCGCUAUUCUCGGACAUUGCUUGCUGCUAACCAGUUUGGCCAGGCUGCUUCUACAGCACAUUCUCUCUUCUGCAUGUGUUACAAAUUCAAUAUGCAGGUCGAAAAUGCCAGGGUUCUUUUGUUGCUAGCAGAGAUCCACAAGAGAUCAGGAAGAGCUGUUCUAGGAAUUCCCUAUGCUUUGGCCAGCCUCACAUUUUCCCAGUCACUUAACCUGGAUCUACUUAAAGUCUCUGCUAAGCUCACACUGGCUGAGUUGUUGCUCUUGCUUGGACCAAACCAUUCAAAACGGGCUUCAAAUAUAAUACAUAGUGCUCUUCCUGUUAUCCUAGGUCAUGGAGGUUUAGAGCUUCGAUCUAGGGCUUUUAUUGCAGAAUCAAAAUGCUACCUUUCAGACCCAGGGUUUUCAGUUAUUGAUGAUCCUGAGAUGGUUCUGGAUCCCCUAAGACAAGCAGCCGAAGAACUAGAGUUCUUAGAGUAUCAUGAAUUAGCAGCAGAAGCUUACUACUUGAUGGCAAAUAUAUAUGACAAGUUGAAAUUAUUUGAGGCAAGAGAAGAAGCUGCUUCUUCAUUCAGAAACCACAUUAUGGCUCUUCAAACUGACCAUAAACAAAGCAUAUAGAAUACUUUUUUAUUUUUAUUUUUUGUAAGUACUUUGUCACUUUUUGGAUUGUGAGUAAUAUUUUUUUAUAAUUAAAUAUAAUAUGAUAUAUUAAUAACAUUG
This is a messenger RNA of Impatiens glandulifera, 2925 nucleotides long. Its product is annotated as anaphase-promoting complex subunit 5. Gene Ontology annotation, cellular component: anaphase-promoting complex. The transcript has 20 exons. The record is from RefSeq and is a predicted model, not a curated record. Lineage: Eukaryota; Viridiplantae; Streptophyta; Magnoliopsida; Ericales; Balsaminaceae. Gene Ontology annotation, biological process: positive regulation of mitotic metaphase/anaphase transition; protein K11-linked ubiquitination; anaphase-promoting complex-dependent catabolic process. The coding region runs from base 103 to 2823 and encodes 906 amino acids.